This is a messenger RNA of Malaclemys terrapin pileata, 2435 nucleotides long. Its product is annotated as histone H2A.V. Gene Ontology annotation, molecular function: protein heterodimerization activity; DNA binding; structural constituent of chromatin. The transcript has 5 exons. Gene Ontology annotation, cellular component: nucleosome. NCBI's taxonomy places the organism in Eukaryota, Metazoa, Chordata, Testudines, Emydidae. The record is from RefSeq and is a predicted model, not a curated record. Bases 127 to 513 code for a protein of 128 amino acids.
GGCUUGGAGCGGCCGCGGCAGGCCAGGCUCCCUCCUCGCGCUCAGGCGGUUUAUUGUCUCGCGGCUCCUGAGGCGGCUCUAGCGCGGCGGAAUCGGGACCGGACCUCGCACGGCAGCGGCGAAACCAUGGCUGGUGGCAAGGCUGGAAAGGACAGUGGAAAGGCCAAGGCGAAGGCGGUUUCUCGCUCACAAAGAGCAGGACUGCAGUUCCCAGUGGGUCGUAUCCACAGACACUUGAAGACUCGCACUACGAGUCAUGGGCGAGUUGGUGCUACUGCUGCAGUGUACAGUGCUGCAAUUCUUGAGUAUCUCACUGCUGAGGUGCUGGAGUUGGCAGGUAAUGCCUCCAAGGAUCUCAAAGUAAAGCGUAUCACUCCUCGUCACUUGCAACUUGCUAUUCGUGGGGAUGAAGAGUUGGAUUCCCUUAUUAAAGCUACCAUUGCUGGUGGAGGUGUAAUCCCUCACAUCCAUAAGUCUCUGAUUGGAAAGAAGGGACAGCAGAAAACUGCAUAGAGAGGAGUUUUAACCAACCCUCUUCCUCCCUGUCAUUGUACUGUAACUGGGACAGAAGAAAUAUGGGGAUAUGUGGAAUUUUUUAAGAAAUAGUUAAAUGGAAGAGCAUAGACAAUUGACUGUAGACAUGAGAAAACAUUUGUAUGUUCUUUAGAUUCAAAGUUUGACAAAAAGUAUCUUGUCAUGUGGCAGCAAUUCGUGUGUUGAUUGGCUAGGUUUCUCCCGUGUGUUUUAUACAAAAAUGGAACUGAUAAAACCAUUUUUUACAAAAUUUGCUCUCGUGGUGUUCAGGUGCAAAAAUCAUGUAGUAGAGACUUCACAUCUUCUCUGUGAAGCUGGCUCCCUCAAACUCCACUGGACUAGGUAUACAGGCAAAAGCUCUUUCCCUCUUUAGAUCAGCCACAUCCAUGACUACUUCACUUGGAUGGUUUGUAAUAUAACCUGUUGAAUGGCAUGGGCAAUCUUGGUAGCAAAUGAGUAAACUUUUAAUGGUGCAAAAAAAAUUGAAUUGGCCUAUAGUAUAGGAAUCUAUUAAAAGGUAAAUGCUAUCACUGUUAAAGUAAUGACAAAGUUGAUUUGCUACUUAAAAUUUCACUUACUAAAUGUUGCUGGAAAAUCAUUCUCUCACUUAUCUGCCAAGAUCUGAAUUCAGGGUUCCAGUUGCAUUGCAAGAGCUGAGGACACCACAAGUAUCUAAAGGAAGAAACUAUUUGACUGGUGUUUCUGAUAGCAGCUCUGCUAUCACUGCUGCUGACAGGUCAAUGGAGGGGCUGACCACAAUGGUUAGAAAGCAUUUUCCAUUGUUAAGUAUACCUGUUGUCACUAGUAAGGAUCACAGAUACUGCACAUUUUAAACUAAUAGAAAGUGUAUGUGUGUGGAUUAACACACUGCCCUAGAGACCUGUGAUAACGCUUCCUUUUUUAAUUUUUUUUUUAUUUUAUUUUUUACAAAACGUACUUAUUUUCUUAGCUAUGAAGAACAGCUCAUCGUGGUAGUGGGGAUUCUGCCCUGACCCACGAGUGAUUUCAGCUGUCAGAAUAGAAAGAGUAGAAUGGCAGCAUCGCAAGUUACUUUCCAGUGUGCUGUGGAUAAAUCAAAUGGGCGUCUGCAUCACUUCCCUUCUAAGCCUCAAAGCCAUUCCCAAGUAAAAUCUUCAGUUUGGAAUUUGGGUACCCAAAGUUAAACAAAUGUAGAUUUAGAUAUUGAAACACAAUGCCUUGAUUUUUCGCAGGUGUUAUCUAGAGCUCCCAUUUUCUUUAGCCAAAAGUUCAGGUUGAUCAGACCUUAUUCAGAAGGGGUGAGAGGUGGGAGAGAAUGUGGCCAGAUUCUCCCCCCCCCCCCCCCCCCCCCAAAAAAAAAGGUGUUGAUCAUCUGCAGUUCUCACGCAAGACAAUGGGAGUGAGAUGUGCUCAGCACCUUUGAAAUAAGUGACAUAGUUCAAGUGCUCAACGCUUGGUGCUCAAUUUGUUUCAAGCUAGGUCUUCUGAGCAUCAUUUAAGACACUUCACCUGCAAUCAUUAGUUUUGGUAAGAGUACUGUAGUCCAGGAGACGCUUGCUGUUAACAAAAGCUUCUGGUUAGGGAGACCAUUUUAAGAUGUUGUUCAAACAGCAAGUACGAUCUUUCCUUAAAACACUUUCUGAGCAAAUGCUGAGGUGAAAAUGGGGCUGAAAUCUAUAGCUUCUGCCUACUGCUUCAGAGAUUAAAUGAGCAAAUUUUUUUGACAGUGUAAACUGUCAUUUAACUAGUUUCUGAUUUCCAUCCCCUUAUGGCUGCUUGAAAGCAUCUGAUUCUUUCAUAUUUUAUUUAGCACAAGUCCAUCCUGGUGGAUGUUAAUGUUGGCACAAUUCUGAGUCCAUCACUUUUUGUAACAACAGCAAAAAUAUUACGGAUCUGUGCAUUGAUAAAUAAGUUUCAAUUCA